Molecule: messenger RNA, 6756 nt
Organism: Stegodyphus dumicola
Lineage: Eukaryota; Metazoa; Arthropoda; Arachnida; Araneae; Eresidae
Gene: Miga
Product: mitoguardin
Biological process (GO): mitochondrial fusion
Source: RefSeq, a predicted model, not a curated record
GUGAAACCCCCAUGCUGGAAUGAAAACAAACAAAUUUUGAACAUUCGUCCUUGUGAAUUAAUGGGUUUAUCUGAUUUUACUUUGAAAACUGUUAGUAUGUUCAUUAUAAUAUCAAUAGAGAAGGAUAAUUUGAUGAUGCAAUAAUGGAUUUUCGACAGCCUGCCAAGCUUGUUUCUGUGUCAAUGCAUGCAAAAAUUACUUUUAUUUCAGUUACUGUUGGUAUAACCUUAUUAGGAUUUGUUGCUAGAUUACUUCGUCGUCGAAGGAGAAACAGGCCAAAAUCCAAUGGUGAUUCCUAUUCAUCUACAAGUAAAUCCAAGAGCCAAAAUAACCCUGGUGUUUCAGCCAAUGGAGAUAUCAUAUCAGGAAGAGCUGGAACUGGUAGUCUUAAUAUUUAUCGACAUCAUCGCCAAGGUUCCAUAAGCAGUGACCGACAGUCAAUUCAUUCUCUUCUCACUGCCAACUUAGCUAUGGAUUCUGGAGCUUCUGCCCUGUUAUCCCCUCAACAGCUGGGAACUAUGGGUAUGGAAGCAUUGGAAACAGCUAUAGCAUAUUGGGAAGAUGCUUUAGCUGCUUACAGACCUCCACCUGGAGAUAUUUUAGCUCUUACUGAUGCUGAAGAAGGAAAGUUUACUCAUAUGUUAGAAAAAAUAUUAGAGAAAGCUUAUAAAUUGCAAGAAUCCUGUAGUCAUUUGUUCCUAGAUUCAAAUUCUGUCCUUUUUAAAUCUGAAUCUCAGUCUGUUAUAUCAUCUCGGCAUGAAAGAGUUACAGAAUCUGAAAGAAAAACAAUGACAAGUAUGUCAUCUGUAGAGAGUUUUGUUUCAGCUCAAGCAGAAAUUGCUGAUUUGGAUGAAUUUGAUGAAUUUGCUGAAUUAAAUAUUGAUUUGAAAGAACUAGCUUUAUAUCAAACUGCUUUAAAAAAAUAUGAAGAAGGAGCCAUUCCUAUUAGGUUGCUAAGGACAGAAAUGCUGAAAUGUCAAACAAAUAUGGAAUACAUAGCAAAAGUUCAUUGUAUACGAGUUGCAUUUCAGUUGCUGUUUCAACAGAAUGAAGUUCGUUCAUGGUUUGUAGCUGUUGGAAAUAAAAUACUAACUGGUUUAAUGCUUCGGGGUGAAAAAGAUCCAAAGGAUUGUUUAUUAGCAUAUGAAGACAUAAUAGCAUAUUCCAAAGACAAAAAUAAUUGGCCAGUGAUGGAAGAUGAAUUGCUAAGUCGUGGUGUGAAAUGUCUGUCUUUCUAUGAUGUUGUGUUAGAUUUUAUUGUUCUUGAUGCUUUUGAAGAUUUAGAAAGCCCACCUUCAUCUGUAACUGCAGUUGUUCAAAACAGAUGGCUGUCCAAUGGUUUUAAGGAAACGGCUUUAGCUACAGCUGUAUGGUCUGUUUUAAAAGCUAAGAAGCGAAUGCUUAAAUAUUCCGAUGGUUUCAUCAGUCGCUUUUAUUAUGUAUCUGAGCAUCUUAUUCCUGUUUUGGCUUGGGGUUUUUAUGGUCCUGAUGAGAAUUUAAAGGAAAUUUGUCUAUACUUCAAGGAAGAAGUAAUGGGUUUUAUGUAUGACGUUUUCAAUUUUAACAAAGUUCGCUAUACAAAGGUUGAAGAGCUUGCGUCUGAUAUUAUGCAGCUAGCCAAUUUAAGAUUUGACAGAACAAUAGAGAGGCUCUAUAUGUAAAUGAAUGAAAGAUUUUAUUGUUAAGAUUGAUGUGAUAAUGUUUAUUUUAUUAUUUUUUUCUAUUUGUAAAUGAAAAAACAAAUGGAACAUAACUGCUUUUCAUCACUUUUAUUGAUUCAUAUUCAGUUUAUUAUGAAUUGAAGGAAAUUGAGCUAAGCAUUGAAAGUGAGUUUAUUAAUGGUUUCCUAUAGUGAAUAAUUGUAUGAUGUAUGUAAUAAUUUUUGUAAAUUUUAAAACUGUGUGUUGUAAAGUUAAUUAAAUUUAGAUUCAGUUUGAUAUAGAAGUAGUGUGAUAGUUUAGAUCUGAAAACAGUUUUUAAAAAGUUUACUGUUAUGUUACAUACAGCAAUACAAUAGUAAUAAUAAAUAAUAAAAUUUUUUCACUUGAGUUUUGGCAUGAGAAGUGUCUAUUAUGUAAUCUUUAGCUUUUGAAUCAUGUUUAUUAUGUUAUGUUAAUGCUACCAGAACAUUUUAUCAUCCAUUUGGCUUAGUGAAUGUUGUCAUUCUAUGAGGAAUAAAACUUUUAAUUUACUGUAAACAUGACAAAUUACCAUUUCUAGAAAUUAUAGCCAUGCAUUAAAAUUUGACAGCACUUAAUCAAAUGACUGAUUUAAAAGCAAUAUGCAUUUCUUAAUACUUUAUAUCUUCAUUUAUUUUUUUAAAUGUCUUUGUUUGAUAUAAUUUAUGUUUCCAUUCCAAGUGAUUUAUAGUAUAUUAAAUGAUCAUUUUUGUAAGUAUAUACACCAUUAUGCAUAGCUAUUAUAAAUAGUAAAAAAUGUUCCUAAUGCCUUUUAUUGCAUACCUUAGUACAGAAUGAUUGUUUGCAUGUCAUAUCACAAUGAGUUUCUAUAUUGUUGUGAAAGAAGACAUUGCUGACAUCUUAAAUAAUAUAAACACUAAGCUUUCCUUUUUUUAAAAAAAGGUUUUUCAUGUGGAAUAGUUAAAUAUUCCAUAAAGUAUUUUGUUUCAUAUAUUGCUGGUUUAAGCUCUUUUUUUUUAAUUCAGAAUAUUUUUGUUAUUAAAAUUAACUGAUUUGUAUUCUUUGUAUGUUACAUUAGAAAUUAUUUGUCAAACUCUCAUUUCUACUGGGAAAUGCUGAAAUUUAAGUCAGUGAAAAAUUUCAAAUAAUUUAUCUGUUAUGUAGUUAUGAAUCUUUCUUAACUAAUAAUUAUGAAGUUAAAUUAUUUCCAUGUUCCCAUUAAUCCUUAAAAUUUCUGAACAAAGUGCUAAAAGCAAAAUAAAAUUUCUAGAUUGACAUGCUAAAAGUAUGUUCAAACAUAGGUAAAAUAAUCAACCUAUAAGAUUUUAUUUGAUUUUUAACUUAUUUUAACUGUGUUGCCUUUUAAUUCUUCAAUAACAGAUGCUAAUUCUUCUUAUUGAACGUCAUUGUUUUCUUCUUGCUGAUAGCAUGAAGUAGUUCUGUAAAUCAGCAGCCGUUAAGCACUUUUGGCUGUACACCCUCGUAGAAAACAAGCAGGCAUGUGGGGUGCAGUACACUGAACAAUUUACUUGGAUAAGUUCAAUUCCUCCAGAGAUUUUAAUUGUGUGCUUGUAUUUUAAGUAAUAUUUCAUUUCAUACUUGUGUGUCAAAUAUCCAUGAAAGAAAUAGAAAUGUAUAUAUAUAUAUAUAUAUUGUUAUGCUUAAAUUUUAAAAUAAAUACAGGAUUCUGAAGAAAAAAAUUUUAUGAACUUUGGCAAUUUAUCUACAGUAUCUGUGUAUACUUCUUAAUUUUGUCAAGUGUCAUUAGACUUUCUUUUAAAUGUUUCAUAUUUCAUAUCAAUUAUUUGAAGAAUAAGAGAACUGGUUUGAAUACUUUUUAUUGCUUUUAACAUUCUGUGUUGGAUACUGUGAUGUAGCCAUCUGCAGUUUUGAUUCAUAGUUCAACUUUUCUAAACAUAAUUCUCUGAAAUUUUCAAAUUAUGCUGUGGCUUCCAAAUUUAAAACAAACAACUAGUGUGACCAUGUGUGGUAACUAGUGUACCAUGUGUGUAUGUUACUGUAGAUAAAUAGAAAAAAAGUAUUUUUCCACACAUGUUUACCAUCCAGCUAUCUUAAAUUUCCAUCCAGCUAACUUAAAUUCGAUUAAUUUUUUUUUUUUUGGAACUGGAUAAAUAUAGAUAAAGGAUGGCAUGUUAACAUUAUGACUGGGGAUAGUUCUAAGUCUCGGAGAUUUAUCAUAAUCUUCCUUAUACAAAGGUGACUUAAGCGGUCUAAAAUUAUAUGUUAAUUAAUUCUGAAAAACUUAAAUCUUGAAAAUUAUAAGUUAUAACAAUAAGCGGACAUAAUUUUUUGAAGGGAAAAAGCUGAGAAAAUUAGUUUAAUAUUUUACACUAAUUGUAAUAAAAAUUAUAUGGGGCUAUUGUAUGAAGCAGAAGAGAGAUUAUCCUGUAAUAUUUCGGUCUGCUCGCUAUACAAUGCUUGAAAAAAAAAACUAUAAAGUGCAAUUCUCAGAAACUUCAAGAGAUGUCUUGCAAGAAGGAAGGUGGUCAUGUAGUAGUGUAAAUAUAUGUAUGUAAUAAUUUAUGAUGUGACACAAGAUGCAAAUACUUAAGUCAUAGCUGAUGGUUGUAGUGGUGGUUUUUUUAGAUGCAUAACUGUGUAGUUACUUCUGAUAUAUCCUUCAUGGCAAUUUGACAUAAUUUAUUUCUGGACAAAAUAACACUUUAGAAGCAUAUUCCAAUUCACAAAUUAUGAAGGCAGUCUGCACCCAUUCUUCAUCACAUUCUAUAAGUUUUCUACAUUUUGUAACAAAUCCAGUGGAUGAAGAGAGACGUGAGCUGCGAUGUGUUACAUGGGUUCAAGCAAACAGGAGGAAAAUGUCUGAUGUAUUCAAAAGAAAGUUUAAGAGAGAAAUUAGAAGGUUAUUGUUUGCAUCGAAUCAUUGUGAUUAGCUGUCACAAUGUAUCUGCAUUAGCAGGAUUAUAUAAAAUAUUAUGAUGUGGAUUAAUUUAGAAAUGAUUCAGUUCAAAGAGAUAUGUUAAGAGCAGUUAUUGUAUAGAGUUUGAUUUCCUUUAGUAGCAUAAACUGGAAUCAAAUUCCUAGCAGACUUGGAAUAACUUAUCGCUUCAUUUGAAAAAAAAAAAAAAUCUACAGAAUCUUGAAAUCGUUUAAAACAGCCUUUUUAUAAAACCGGAAUUUAAAUGCACGACUUGUGCUUAACAAAACAGCCACCACUUAUAUCAAUGAAUUUUAAAGUAACAAACAAAUUCAAAUUUAAAACUAGGUCGAUUAGUCAAGGACUACACAUUUGAUUUAACCCAAAGUGGGCUCAGAACUUUUCAACUUUUGUAGCAUUUAAAUGUCAGCAGCAAUAAUGCAAAGCAGAGAAAUUAUACUCUUAUUAGAACUAUCAAAACCUAGUGGUAAUGUCUCCUUGAGAGGCAAAAACAUGCUGUGUUUUACAAUCCAAAACCCUCAACUUAAAUGCUCUGUAACCAAAUUUGCAUUCUGGUGAGAAAACAGAAAGGAGAAAUGAUAGUAAAAGUCUGAAUCAUUAUAAUUAGUUAUGAUUUUUAAAUAAAAUAAUAAUUAACCUUAUAGCAAUUUUGAAGACCAAAGGGGAAUUAAAAUUAUAAGCUCGAUUCAUGUGCUUUUUUCUUUUUUUCCAAAUCUUACAUAUAUGUAUGAAAAAAAAUUUUUUUAAUUUAAUUUUAUUUUUAUUAUUAUUUUUCUGCAUAUGAAAAUUAUGUGGUAUAAAAUCUUUAAUCCUAACUACCACUAGUGUUCAAGAACAUUAUUCAGCGGAUGUUGAGCACUUAUUAAUAAUUCAUGAAUAAUCUUUGUAAUAUAUUUGAACAUAAAAUGGAAGCACAAAUUCUAGAAAAGGCUUAUUUAUAUUUUAAAAUUUGUACUGUAAAAUCUUUUGUGUAAUUUAGAAAUUAUCUGCUUAUUAUGCAUUUUCUGGAGUUGCAAACUGCCUUUGCUCUAUACUUAUUAGACAGCUUUUAGAUAAAUCAGAUUGAGCAGUAUGCUUAAACACUUUUUUAAUUAUUUCUAUCAUUUAUAAAUAUUUUUUUAAUAAUUUUGGUGUUUUUUAUUUUUUUUAAUCGUUGGUAGAAGCGCUUGUAAUAUAUCUAUGGUCUUUCCAUAUUCUGAAUUCUUGCUGUGCUUCAAAGAAAUAAAUUUCUUUUUAUAUUUCAGUGCAUAAAAUUUAGGCAGCGAAUUCUGUGCUUCCAGUAUGUCAUACAAGUUCAUAUGCAUAAAAGUGCCAAAAAUGCUUCAUACCACUAUCUACAGACAGCAAAUGACACUUUUUCUAGUGCCAUUUUCUUUGAUCAGUUCUUAUAAUGAUGUUCAAUGAAAAAAUUAUAACUUUGUCAUUUAGUCAAGAAUUUGGUCUAUUUGAAACUAUAAUAUCAGUGUCAUGAUGAGAAGAAAGUGUGGAGGAUUUUUGUUGCCCAUUAUCUUUUUCAGCUCAUAAAAAUGCCCUUUCUAACGUAAUCUCUUGAAUAAGUAGUAUGAUAUUGCUGAAUUCAAAGUAAUAAUGAUGGCAGUAAGAGUGCUGUUGAUUCUCGGUUAUACUAUACCUGUUUUUAUUUCUAAUUAUUUUGGUGCAUGGAGAUAGUUAUUUGACUCAUAUUUUGCAAAACAGCUUUACAAAUGCAAGAAAGUUUAUAAAUAUUAAUUAUAAAUGCUAAAAUAUUUAUUUGCCUGAUCAUUCUUUAGAUAUGUUGCUCACUUUUAAGUAUAUUCUCUGCCUAAAUAAUCAUUUCACAAUUUAUCUGCUGAAAUAAGCAUUAAAUAUCAUCAUUGUUAAUAUUAGCUGCAAAUGAUGCAUAUUUAAGCAUAUCUUCAAUAUUCAAUUGCAUUCUACAAUUUCUCUGCUGUAAUUUUUCUCUGCUUUGUUUUCUGUACUGUUUUUGCAUCUACUGAUGUAAGCAGAUAAUUUCUGCUACAGUUUUUAAUGUGUGUAUCAGUGGCCUCAAACUCAAACUGCAUGUGGCCUGAAUACAUCAUCUAAAAAUAGCUGACAGGCCAGAUUUUUUUUCAGUUAUUUUUUUUAAACAAAAACUUUUUUCCGGUGAAAUAAAAUUGUUUUAAGUAAUAUUAAAUUUUGUUUACUGAAUAUUUAUCAAAAUAUACAUAAACAAUAAUA